CAGUCCAAUGUUAAACUGUGCACCGGAAACCACGUGGGGAUCUCCACGCGACCAACACGCCGUGUUUGUCGUUAGGAUGCUAUUUCCAUGAACAUUUCGGUUGUAAACACAUUUCAAACCACGCCGAAGUAUGUCGGGAUUAAAGAUCAACUCCCAGUUUGCCGAGAAAUAUGACAAAUACCGACAGAGGGAAGAACUGCAAAGGCUAAAGGAUCGAUAUGGAGACCGAGGAGAUGACGAUGACUCCGAAUCAUCCGAGUCCAGUUCGGAUGACAGUGAAGUGGAAUUGGAUCCUGCAGUUGAAAUGGACUUUUACAGGACAUUGUCACUUCUAAAGAAGAAAGAUCCGAAGAUAUACCAGAAAGAUGCACAGUUCUACUCGGAAGGUGCGUCUAGCAAAGAUUUAAAGCCAUCAACAUCCAAGUCAAGAGAGAAGCCCAUGUUCCUGAGGGACUAUGAGCGUAAAGUCAUACUGGAGAAGGAAGGAAAAUAUGACGAUGAAGAGAACAGUGAAGAGGAUGAGGAGGAUGGGGAGGAGGCCGCCAAAAGACAUGAGAGGGCAUGGUCCCCCAGCUAUAUUCAGGAGCAGAAGCAGCUGAAAGAAAGUUUCCGUAAGUUUGUCCAUGACAGCGACGAUGGCGAUGAAGGUAGUGAGGAUGAAGGAGGCUCCCAGCUGCUGACCAGGAGAAUGAAAACACAAGAAGAGCAGGAAAAGGAAGAGGCAGACUAUGUGGACUGGCUGAAAGGCCAGGCUGGGCUGGAUGGACCUGAGGAGGUGAAGGACAUGAAAUAUCUACGGGACUAUUGGAAUGACCCACAACUGGAUGAGAAGGAGUGUUUCCUCCGAGACUACAUCCUAAACAAACGCUACAAAGAUGACAAUGAUGAGAGGAUCCCAACAUAUGAGGAGGUGGUCCAGGACGAUGUGGAUGAUUCUGAAGAGGAGGGCGAGGUAUUUUUGGAGCGACAGGAGGACUUUGAGCGAAGCUACAACUUCCGUUUUGAGGAACCCGAUGCUCAGCAGAUUAAAACCUUCCCUCGCAACAUCGCCACCUCGGUGCGCUCCAAAGACGAUCGCAGAAAACACAAAAGGGAGGAAGUGAAAGAACGGAAGGAAAGGGAGAAACAACAGAAGCGAGAGCAGCUGAAGCAACUGAAGAACUUGAAGCGAAACGAGAUCAUGGAGAAACUACAGAAGCUGAGGGAGCUUACCGGAAAUGAUGAGCUGGCUUUUAGUCAGGCCGAUCUGGAAGGAGACUUUGAUCCACAACAUCACGACCAGCUCAUGCAGAAGGUUUUUGGGGAUGGCUACUACGGAGAGCAAGAAGAUGAGAAGCCUCAGUUUGAGGAUGAUGGUGAACUUGAGGAGCAUUGGAACUGGGACACGUGGAUGGGAGAAGAGCCGUGUGAUGAAGAUGAGGGUAAUGAUGUCCCAGAGCCCCAUUGUGAAGACCAAGAUUUUAUCAUGGAUGCAGACUAUGAUGCAAGCCAGCACAGUGCCUCCAAGAAAACCAAAAAGGAGAGGAAGAAAAUGAAGAAGGCAGACAUGCUGCAAAUGGGCAAGAAGAAAAAGAGGUCCCACUUUGCAGAAGUGGUCACCAAAAACAAGCCGCUGUUUGAUCCCAAGGAGAAGAGUUUUGAGCAGUACCUUGAUGAAUACUAUAAGCUGGACUACGAGGACAUUAUCGACGACCUCCCGUGCAGGUUUCGUUACAGGCCGGUCCUUGCAAACGACUUUGGUCUGACCACGGAUGAGAUCUUGGGUGCUGAUGAGAAGGAGCUGAAUCGAUGGUGCUCGCUAAAGAAGACCUGCAUGUUCAGAUCUGACAAAGAAGAACUGUGCGAUUUGAAGAACUACAAAAUAAAAUCCCAGGAUGCCAAGAAGAAGAAAGAAAUCCUGACUUCUAUUUAUGCUGAAGAGGAUAAAGGGCUGGCAGAGGCCAAAGCCAAGAUGGGAAAGAAGCGACGAGAUCGUGUGAAGAACGCAGAACAACACCAAACGGAAGCAGACGACCGUGACACAGCCGCUCCAGAGUUUGGGGCUGGUGUUGAGGAACCGGAUGAGGUUCUCAUGAAAAAGAGAAAACUCCAAGAGGAGCUGCAGCCACUUCCUCCAGAAGUAGAUACAGAUGAAGCUGUUGGGGUUUCACUCAAGGCUGAUGGGCCCAAACGGACCAAGAAGAAGCAUGGGCAUUUCGGUGGGCGCCGCGCAUCGGGAACAGCAGGGGUGAAAAUUGGCGGCCGGGAGUUCAGCAAACAGAGGCUGAAGGCAUAUGGUUUGAAUCCCAAGAGACUUUUCUUCCGACAGCUAGGAAGGCAAAAACGGAAAGAGCAGGGGGGGAAAAAAUCUGCCUAAUACGAGCCACAACUUAACAUAACUACAUUUUUAAUGGUCCCAAAUUCAUCAUUUAGUUUCCAUUGUGGGCGACCGCCAAAUAUGUACCACACAUCAAGGCACGUAUGUGAAUGUAUUAAUGUAUACAAAAAUCCCCUUUUUCCACUUUUUUCUUGCCAAGAUGCCAUUUGUUAAUUUAAUUAUUCCGAGAUGACUCCUCGUAAAUAAAUGGAAUAUUGAACCUUU
Doryrhamphus excisus (bluestripe pipefish) is the source of this 2581-nucleotide messenger RNA. RefSeq names its product KRI1 homolog (gene kri1). Gene Ontology annotation, biological process: endonucleolytic cleavage in ITS1 to separate SSU-rRNA from 5.8S rRNA and LSU-rRNA from tricistronic rRNA transcript (SSU-rRNA, 5.8S rRNA, LSU-rRNA). The record is from RefSeq and is a predicted model, not a curated record. NCBI's taxonomy places the organism in Eukaryota, Metazoa, Chordata, Actinopteri, Syngnathiformes, Syngnathidae. Gene Ontology annotation, cellular component: 90S preribosome; nucleolus.